This is a messenger RNA of Dibothriocephalus latus, 354 nucleotides long. NCBI's taxonomy places the organism in Eukaryota, Metazoa, Platyhelminthes, Cestoda, Diphyllobothriidea, Diphyllobothriidae. The record is from the annotation of a GenBank genome assembly.
AUGUAUGGGCCCCGUUUUAUCCGUGUUGGUGGUAAGAACGAACUUCGCGCAGCCGGUGGCGAGGAGUUGUAUACUUCUUUGCAUGUCCACUUCUAUUGUGGUCUUACGAACGCAGUCUUCCGCGAAAAGCAUCCCGUCGUGGUGGGGAUGUACCACGUGGAUGAAAUACUCAUGAAAACAAAAUUUCUGCGUGAUCUUCCACAGCCCUUUGCAAAUCACCUUGUUGAAUGCUUUUUUCAGGUCAUGAAGCCGUCGCGUGACGAUAAUAAUGUUAGUUGUGUCGCGAAGAUGACGAAAAACACACUGGCUCACUGGCAGGAGUCCUUGUUCCAGUUGGCUGUUACGGUGGUUUAA